Drosophila albomicans is the source of this 4176-nucleotide messenger RNA. It is a transcript of the gene Oatp74D, whose product is annotated as solute carrier organic anion transporter family member 74D. Gene Ontology annotation, biological process: transmembrane transport; sodium-independent organic anion transport. Gene Ontology annotation, cellular component: membrane. The record is from RefSeq and is a predicted model, not a curated record. The transcript has 8 exons. Gene Ontology annotation, molecular function: protein binding. The coding region runs from base 1070 to 3580 and encodes 836 amino acids. NCBI's taxonomy places the organism in Eukaryota, Metazoa, Arthropoda, Insecta, Diptera, Drosophilidae.
ACGACCCAAAUUCGACUCGUUUUUAUAUUUAACAAAAUAAAAAACAAACAUACUCUUUUGUGUAUCUGCGAGAUACAAGUGCAACACUGACGCGCCACAGAAAUACACUCACACACACACACACGCAUACAAACACAACAUUUUUAAAGCGAAAAUUCAAAAUUGUGCUAUUUUUAAAAUCGUAUACAAAAUACGCUUCGGCCUCAACAACAACAACAACAACACGUCGAAUAUAUAAAUCGUGGAAAAUUCAUUAAGAAAUUGUUUUGAAAAUCUCGCAGAAGAAUGCAAUUUAGUUUUGGAUGUGAAGAAAGAAAAGUUGUUCACUCUUUUCUCGUGUUGUUUUUCACCCCCUUCCACAGCAUUUCAUUUUCCCUCCCAUUUUGUGUGCAAUUAUUAAAUUAAUAAUAAUCAACAAAACAAAAAAUUAAAUUGUGUGAAUUAAAACGAAAACAACAACAACAACAUCCACAACAACAACAACAACAACAACCACAUCAAGCAACCAUCAGAGCGAGACAGAGAAAACACAGAGAGAAAGAGAUAGAAGAAGAAGAAGAAGAAGAAGCGAGGCAACUAAAUAAAUUACACGCAUAAAUUGCGUAGCGCAAAAAGUUCUGAAUGAAAAGCGAGUCGAAAGAAUCGAAAUACGGGCUGAUAAAUUUACCGCUUCAAAGCUACAGAUGCCAACUCCAACUAAAAUCAACAAUAAUUAACACUGCCAUAUUGCAACAAAUAAAAGUAACUGACAACCACAACAAGAAGAACAACCGAAACUACCUCGUUGCUGGCCAAGCACAAAAUAAGAAUCAUCUACAAGCAACACUCAAAGAAGACAAACUUCACUCACAUUGAAAGCGAAGUCUGAAAACGCAUUUCCAAUGUAGCAGCUGCCCCCAAAGUAAAAUGGAACAACAAAUUUCCAAGACAACUUAAGCAGCAGCAUUUAUUAAGAAACAAACAGUUGAACAUCAACAAUCAGCUCACAACUAGCUAAGGAAGCAAACUAGCUACAACAAGCAAGAAAACACACACAUUACGUAUACGCAAGGUGUAACGUGAAGUCAUAAUGAAAAGCAUAAGCGAUGUUGAGGCGCCUGCAGCGCCAGCAAGCGAAACAAAUGGCCAACAGAAGCCAAGCAAUGGCCACGCCCAUGCAACACAACAACAACAACAACAACACAGCAAUGGAAAUCAGAAUGGAAAUAGCAAUGGAAAUGGAAAUGGAAAUGGAAAUGGCAAUGGACAUGGUUAUCAUCAGAAUGGCAGACGUGACUCGACACAGGCAUUUACGCCAUUGCUGGCACAGCACAAUGGCGAUGUGGUCACCAGCAGCACGGUGCCAACCACAGUUCUGUAUGAGAGUGCGCCGAGCAACAACAACGAGUGGAAGGCAUCGGAGGAUAUAAACAAUCUGAAGAACGGAUUGCUUAGCAGCAACAACAAUGGCAAUGGACACACUCACAGUGGUCACAAUGGGCACAGUCUGCGCGAGAAGUAUGCACACGAACAGGCGCCACUCACCGGUGGCUACAAGUUGCCACCGCGAGGCAGUGAAUCCGAGGAAUCCGACUUCGACUCGGAUCUCAAUGGAGUGGGAGAUGACUCUGCGAAUUGCGGACUCUUUGGCUGUCGGCCACGUUGGGCUCGACGCUUUGCCUCGACGCACGUGUUCAUGGUGGUGUUCCUGCUGGCGUACAUUCUUCAGGGCAUGUAUCAGACGUACUUUGUCUCGGUCAUCACGACCAUCGAGAAGCUGUUCCAGAUCAAGUCGAAGACAACGGGAAUUCUGCUGAGUGCCAGCGAGAUGGGACAGAUCAGCACUGCGAUGUUGCUCACGUAUUUCGCUGGACGUGGCCAUCGACCACGUUGGAUUGCCUGUGGCAUGGUGCUCUUUGCCAUUGCCGCCUUCUCGUGCGCCUUGCCGCACUUCAUCUUUGGCGAGCAAUUGAUGCAGUCGAGCGUUUUCCUGCAGCCGAAGGCGUCUUUGCAGUCAUCGUUGUCCACGUGGAACAACGCCACUGAUCCGAAUCUCUGUGUCCUGGGUGGCAAUGGCACACUUGCGGGCAGCGAGUGCAACGAGGAGCGUCAGCUGGAACAGGCUUCGCACUCCAAGAUCACGGUCAUUGUGCUCUGUAUCUUCUUUGCCAGCCUGCUCAGCUCAGGCAUCGGCCAGACAGCCGUCUCCACGCUGGGCAUUCCGUACAUCGAUGACAAUGUGGGCAGCAAACAGUCGCCCAUGUACAUGGCCGUCACCAUUGGCAUGCGCAUCCUUGGCCCCGCCUCUGGCUUCAUUGUGGGCAGCUUCUGCACCCGCUGGUAUGUGAACUUCUCGAAUCCCGGCUUCGAUGCCAGCGAUCCGCGCUGGAUUGGUGCCUGGUGGCUGGGCCCCGUGGCCAUCGGCAGCCUCAUGCUGCUCGCCUCCAUUGCCAUGUUCUCGUUCCCCAAGAAGCUGCGCGGCAAGCAGCAAGCGCAGUCAGCCAUCGCUGCUGCUGCAGCAGCCGAGCAGGAGGAGAAGCCCAAGCUGAAGGACUUCCCCAAGACUGUGCGUCGUCAGCUGAGCAACGAUAUUCUCAUGUUCCGCACAGCUUCGUGUGUGUUCCAUCUGCUGCCCAUUGCCGGACUCUACACGUUUCUGCCCAAGUAUCUGGAGACGCAGUUCCGUCUGGCCACUUACGAUGCCAACAUGAUCGCCGCCUUCUGUGGCAUCCUGGUCAUGGGCAUUGGCAUCGUCAUCUCAGGUCUAUUCAUAUUGAAGCGCAAGCCAACAGCACGUGGUGUCGCUGCCUGGAUUGCAUUCACUGCACUUGUCUAUUGCUCCGGCAUGAUCAUUCUCAUGUUCAUUGGCUGCAGCACAAAUGAUUUCGCCGGCUACAAGGCAGCCGACAGCAAGAGUCCUACAAUGAUCGAGCCCGCCUGCAGUGCUGUACUCAACUGUACCUGUGAUAAGGAGAACUUUGCGCCCAUUUGCGGCGAUGGCAAGAUGUACAUCUCGGCCUGCCACGCCGGCUGCACCAGCUCCAUGCUCCGCGGCAGCGACAAUCGCACACUCUACUCCGACUGUGCUUGCAUUCCAGAUGCUGCUGAGGUGGUCAAUGGUUACUGUGAUAAUAACUGCAAGAACUUUAUCUACUUUAUAUUGAUUUUUGCCAUUUGCGUAUUUAUGCAUUCCACCUCUGAGGUGGGCAGCAUGCUGCUCGUCAUGCGCUGUACACAUCCAAAAGAUAAAGCCAUGGCCAUGGGCGUCAUACAGUCGGCUAUUGGGCUGUUUGGUAAUGUUCCUUGUCCGAUCAUCUAUGGCGCCGUCGUGGACUCGGCUUGUCUCAUCUGGAAGACGGUUUGCGGCGAGCAUGGCGCCUGUUCACUCUACGAUGCCGACACCUUUAGGCGAUACUUUUUGGGCAUUACGGCUGGCAUUAUGUUUCUUGCAUUUCUCAUGGAUCUGGUCGUGUGGCGCAAGGCGCAUCGCAUUGAUAUUGCGCCGGAUGAACAGGAUGCCGCAACGGAUGCGCCUGCCACACGUCUGGAUGUGUCCGAAUCGAAGCAACCGAUUGCUCCGCCACCGGACACAACAGUCUAAACAAACUACUCCGAUGCAAGAUAGAAAUACACAUUGCACAAGAUUUCCAAUAAAUGUUUACCUUAAUUGUUAAUUAGUUAUCAUUUUGUCUAGUUGUUUAGCCUAGUGCAAGAGUUAUGUAUUUAGUUAAGUGGCAAAUUUUUGAACUCCUCACUAAACGGAGCCCGAAAACCUCAUUUAAAUUUAUAAAGCGCUCAGCCUGUCGUCUACAUACAUAAAACAAAAUACUUACAUAUAAUCAUGCGAUGUAAACGUGUAUUCUUUGUGUAAAUCUCAACGUUAUAGUCGAAAAAACAAACGUAUCGCAUUUCUAUAUAGAAAUUCUCUAUCUACUGUAUACAUAUAACAUUACAUAAUAUUGUAAUCUUACAGCUAAUAUUACAUAUUCAAACAUAAUAUACACAUACUAUAUACAAAAACAAAAAGAUUGUGUGAAAUAUGUAAAGCACACACACAAUACGAAAAUCUAAAUAACUAUAUGUAUGUUUUUAUGAAUGUAUCUAUAUACAUAUAUAUAUUAUAUAUACAUUUUAUAUAUAAUUGCAACCUAUCUGUGGUAGUUAAAUUUUAGUUAAAAUUCAAAAUAAAUAUAUAAG